AUGUCCCUUAAACAUCCACAUUUGACUAUUGUAAAGGCCAAUGCCGAGCAAACAAAGAUAACAAACAGGAACACAUUUGUCGAAUGGGGUAAAGGACUCUCAUUAGACCAGUAUUUAGAACGUGAGACUAUUUUAGCCAAUCUUGAUUUUACAAGAGAUAAAUUCAUUGUGUGGGUAUUAGUACCUAAAGAGAAUCCUAAUACAUUGGAUAUCGUCUGUUCAUGUGAGACCUUCAGACGCACAGCCUUUGUCACAAUCUCUCCGGGCGUAAUUGAAGAAUAUCUUUGUUACAGUAUCGCAUCAGUGUUCACUCCUCCGUCAAAUAGGAACAAUGGUUACGCAUCGACAAUGUUAUUGUUAUUAUCAAAUAAGUUCAAAGAACAAGGAGCCAGCUUUUCGUUUUUAUAUAGUGAUGUUGGUCCAGUGUUUUACAAGAGAUUAGGAUGGCAAGUAUAUUCCCAUACGGAAAUUCGGCUCGAUGUGUCUAAACCAAUUGAAUAUGAGGGAAAUGUGACCCUUACUCCCAUCAAAUAUAACGAUAUCAAGCAUAUCGCUGAAAAAGACUGUGGAUUGCUUAAACUAGAAAUGAGAUACACUGGCCGGAGAGCCUUGGCGGUAGUACCGAGUGCGCCUUGCAUUGAAUGGAUGAUUAUGAGGACUAAGUACUUUGCAAAGGCAUGCGAUAUUGACGAACCUACUGAGUGGGGGGCUGUUGUGUCGAGCAGAGAUGAUAGUUUAGACUUUGUGUUGUGGAGUCAUGAGUUCAAUGAAAAGCAAUUGCUAAUUUUGAGGUUAAGGGGGAGCAAUCGCCAGGUAACUAGAGCCUUGCUUAGGCAAGCUCAGAUGGAAGCAUUGAAACACAAUUUAGAUAAAGUAAUCAUAUGGAAUGCGAAUAUCGCCGAUGUAUUAAACAGUGAUGAAUUCGAGAUUGUAGCAAGGGAGCAUUCCUUGCCGUCACUCGCAUGGUAUCAUGAUAAUAACGGAGACAUAGAAUGGUUACUGAAUGAGAAAUAUGCAUGGUGUUAA
Molecule: messenger RNA, 1026 nt
Organism: Paraglomus occultum
Lineage: Eukaryota; Fungi; Glomeromycota; Glomeromycetes; Paraglomerales; Paraglomeraceae
Source: the annotation of a GenBank genome assembly